This is a messenger RNA of Lycium ferocissimum, 1750 nucleotides long. RefSeq names its product probable serine/threonine-protein kinase PBL26. The record is from RefSeq and is a predicted model, not a curated record. Gene Ontology annotation, biological process: protein phosphorylation. The coding region runs from base 1 to 1350 and encodes 449 amino acids. The transcript is spliced from 5 exons. Lineage: Eukaryota; Viridiplantae; Streptophyta; Magnoliopsida; Solanales; Solanaceae. Gene Ontology annotation, molecular function: protein kinase activity; ATP binding.
AUGGGCUGUUUUUCAUGUUUUUCGUCGCAAGAAAAGAAGGCAUUCAAAAGAAUAUAUAGCAGAAGCAAAGAAACAUCAGGUGUUGUUCAUCACAGAGAAACACUCCUGCAACAGCAACAGCAACAACGUCCACGUUCAUUAUCAAGGCCAAAGCCACAGCAAGACCUGCAUUUUCAUCCACAACCUCCAUCUGAAAAUACUAGAAAGGCGCCAGCAGAAGUCACACACCAAAAGGCUUCUAACAAAGGUGACGAUCAGAGCAUUGCAGCUCAAACUUUCACCUUUAGGGAACUGGCAACAGCUACAAAGAACUUCCGAUCAGAAUGUCUGAUAGGUGAAGGUGGAUUUGGACGUGUUUACAAGGGUCACCUCAACAAAACUGGCCAGACUGUAGCAGUGAAACAGCUUGACCGCAAUGGAUUGCAAGGAAACCGAGAAUUCCUUGUAGAGGUGUUGAUGUUAAGCCUUUUGCACCAUACGAAUCUUGUAAAUCUAAUUGGCUAUUGUGCUGAUGGAGAUCAAAGACUUCUUGUUUAUGAGUACAUGCCAAUGGGAUCAUUGGAGGAUCAUCUGCUUGAUCUUGAACCAGAUAGAAUUCCACUAGACUGGUUCUCAAGGAUGAAAAUAGCACUACAUGCUGCCAAAGGACUGGAAUAUUUACAUCAUAAAGCCAAUCCACCGGUGAUUUACCGUGACUUGAAGUCGUCCAACAUCUUGCUGGAUAAGGAAUAUAAUGCAAAACUGUCAGACUUCGGGCUAGCCAAGGUUGGACCUACAGGGGAGAACACCCAUGUUUCUUCAAGAGUCAUGGGAACAUAUGGUUAUUGUGCUCCUGAGUACCAACAAACUGGCAAACUCACUAUCAAGUCCGAUGUUUAUAGCUUUGGUGUAGUUUUAUUGGAGCUAAUCACCGGAAAGAGAGCAGUUGAUAUCACGAGGAACGGGCAUCAGCAGAACUUAGUUACCUGGGCUGAACCGAUAUUCAAAGACACAAGGAGACACAUUGAACUGGCUGAUCCACUUCUUGAAGAAAAUUUCCCAAAGAAAAGUUUCAAUCAAGCAGUUGCUAUUGCUUCUAUGUGUCUGCAAGAGGAUCCAGCCGUUCGUCCUCUGAUCAGUGAUGUGGUCACUGCACUCAGUACUCUUCCAACACCUGACACCACAGAAUUGGAUUCACCGUUUGCUUCUCCAACUCGAGCACCACCCCCAAUGCAAAUGUCGUCAACUGAAGACGACAGAAUAAUAUCUACAAAAGAGUGCCAACGAGAAGUCGCAGAAGCCAUAGAAUGGGGUUCAAAUUCAAGAACACAGAAUGCAAGAUCACUAGCAUCUUGUGGUUCUUCAGUGUGACAUAAGCACAUUUUGGCUUAUCACUGCAAUAGUAUUGGAUUAGGUGAUAAAGAUGAUCAGGUUGCUUCAGCCCCUCCAGAGAUGCUCUUAAGUAAUCACCUAGUGCUACCGCUGUUGAAUUAUUUAGGAAAUGAAGCCACAUAUAUGAAUAUUAGUACUUCAAAUAUUGUGUAUGUUGCAACAAUACUACAAAACGGACAAUUUGUUACAGCCACUAUCGCAGGGAAUUCAAAGAAAUGAUGUAUACUACCUAGCUCGCAGAAUGAAGAAUCCAAAUGUCAUUACUUAAAUAGGAUUUAAGUUAUAUAAAUUGACCGUAUAGAAUCUUUUAUCUAUCAGUGUAGUUUAAUCUUUGUAAUGUUUUAACUCGACAAUAUAAUCACGACUCACACGAGCAACG